UCGAUGUUUUCACUCCCACCUCCACGAUUGUGUUUAGUCAUUUUUAAUGUACCAUUAUCACAAUAAUUCUAGUGGAAUCUAGAAUGGGUGAUGUAACAAAUUAUUAAAAUGCCAUGUCACUAUUCCUGAUUACUGAAUGAGCGUAGUGAACGACAUCAUCAUUAAUGAUUUACAUCAGAUAGCUGCCCUACAUCCAAAUGUUCGGAUUCUCAACUUGGAUAUCCGUAAUACGGAAACUUUCGAGAAUUUCUCAAGGGAAGUAGAGAACAUUGUAAAAGACGAUGGUCUAAAUUUGCUCAUCAACAAUGCCGGUUAUUCACCAAAAUCCACAAGGAUACUCUUCUUGAAGACUGAGCAGCUGACUGAGACCUUUCAGACAAACGUAAUAGGUCCUAUUAUGCUAACCAAGGCCCUGCUCCCUCUCUUGAAAAAAGGCGCUGAAAACUCCCAAAAAAAAUUCUCCGCGGAGAGUGCAGUUAUCAACAUGACAUCUAUUCUGGGAUCUAUAGGACUCAAUAAAGAAGGUGGUCUCUACCCCUACAGGUGCUCCAAAGCUGCCUUAAAUAUGGCUACCAAGUCUUUGAGUCUUGAUUUGAAGAAAGAUGGUAUACUGGCUACUGCCCUUCAUCCUGGAUGGGUCAAAACGGAUAUGGGUGGUCCAGGAGCACCUCUAAGUGUGGAUGAGAGUAUUUCUCACAUAAUGAAUUUCAUUGAAAACUUGAAUGAAAAUCACAAUGGAGGUUUCUAUCAGUACGAUGGAAAAAGUUUAGAGUGGUGAAUAAGAAUUGAGCUAUUUUAAGAUUUAUACUGGUAUACAAUAAAUAUAUUUGGGAUA
This is a messenger RNA of Harmonia axyridis, 835 nucleotides long. RefSeq names its product C-factor (gene sni). The record is from RefSeq and is a predicted model, not a curated record. The coding region runs from base 137 to 778 and encodes 213 amino acids. Lineage: Eukaryota; Metazoa; Arthropoda; Insecta; Coleoptera; Coccinellidae. The transcript has 5 exons.